CGGAGCAUUGACUGGGAGGGUGGACAUGGCGUCUGCGGCCCAGCAGCUCGAGUUUGCAGAGCAAUACCCUCUGCUUAACUCCACAGUAGCAUGCCCAACAUUUCACGAGAUGGUUUCCACCCAGCGCCAGUUGCCACAGCCAGUGUCGAGCCAGGCGCAAGCGAAGGCGCUGCUCGAUCUCGAUGCAAUGCCAGUGGAUGGUCUGCAGCUGCUGCUUGCUGAGAUUGAGGCCAUGCACGCGAUCGCACAGCGCGAGAACGCGCUCUGGACGCGAGACGCGCGCGUGCUGGCUCAGUUUGUCAAGUCAUCGCAGCAGCCGAAAAUUGAUGUCAACAAGCUGCUGCUCAAGUCGAAAGCCCGAUCGCCUUCAAAACAGCAGGGCAAAAUGCAAAGUCACACGCUGCCAUUCACGUUUGACGAAGGCGAUGCUGGGUUGGAUGAAACACUGUCUUCGGACGAAGAAACACCGGCUGCAACUUCUGAGACUUCUGAGCAGCACCCGUUCUGGCAAUCGAUCGAGCCGUACUUUGCUCCCAUUGACACAGCACUUGUGGACACACUGUUGCUCGAUCCGAUUCAACGCAAGGAAGGAAACUUUCUCUUUCGAUUACCCCCGAUUGGGCGCCAUUUUGCCGAGAUCUGGGCCGAGGACGAUCUGCGGGAAGAACAGGCAAAGAGCUUGGCCACUCCAGCAGCUUCGACACGAUCCCACGAUGUCGCCCCGUUAAUGAACUUGAUGCCAACAGCAGCCGACGGAUUGGAUAAAGGGAGAACAACCAAGCCUCGGUCCAAGACACACCGCGAACUCCGUCUAUUACGCGACUCGGACGAUGAUGCAGUUGACAACAGCGAUGCAAACGGCUUGGGCGACCUUUGCGGCUCGUUGCCCCGCCGGCUGAUUGCCGCAUUGUUGGAGGAAGGCGAUAUUUCCUUGGCAGACCUCGCCGAUGAGCUUGCGGACCCUCCUGCGACUCCAUCACUCACUCUUCCGUCACCGCUGGAGGCGAGCGAGACAUCCUCAAAAGCCACUUCACCGGAUCGGGCGACCGCAGCUGCCGCCGGCCGCAACACUCACCGUCGCUCGGCUCGUGACGCCGACGAGCCCGACGUGAGUGACUCUGACACUGAAGCGCAGCAUCCUCGCAAAAAGCCACGAGUGGUCUCGGAAGACGAGACGGAGGAGGCCAACAGCGCGCAAGCAAGCAAGCGGUCUGCGCCGCUCCGCAAUCCCCGCUCGCGAGCGGACUCGCGCAGCCUGGAGCAAAAUAUCGCCCAACAGCUGCAGGCGGUCGGGGUGAUGGAGGAGAGCGAUGAUGUCGACGCAGACGAGGACGACGAGAUUUGCGCGGAACUACGGCAGACCGCGCUGCAACUCAAGACACAAAUCAACUAUAACAAUCGUUGGCGAGUCCAGCUCUAUCUUAAACUGCUUCCUGCGCUGGUCGAUCAAGAGUUUGCUGCCGAGAAAGCCAACGCCGACCAGAUGGUGCAGCGAGCGUUUGCGCGGCUGAUGGCCGCAAAAAAGAAAAAGCGGCCCUCGAGCAGUGUAGCCCUUGCUUUUGCUCAAAAAGCUCUGGAUACUCGUGCAGCGAUCCUGGCCAAAAUACAAGAGGCAAAACUGCAAGUCACAAAGGAAGAGUUGCACAAGCGCGUCGAGAAACUUCGCGCUGCGGCUGCGCUUGCAAGGGCCACCAGUGCCGCCGCCGCCGCCGCCGCCGCCGCCGCCGCCGCCGCCGCCCCCUCAGCCAGUUCUCACAGUGCAGCACUUGGUAAUGACUUUGACUCGACGGACGACGCGGUUGAAGCGAAGCCGGAGCUCUUGCCUACGCCGAAAGCCAAAGAAUCGCCCACGAAACAAUCCACGUUUCUGGCUCGGGCAUCGACGUCCAAGGUCUAAUGCGCAGGCUUCCAAGCACAAAUGGGUUCCUUCUAUUCCGACUGCUUGUGCGGCACGCGUUUUGGAAGUACCCCACAUAUUCAGUUUGACCAGGGUUGCUGAACUGUCGAUCCGGCCCGCCACUUAACUCAAUACACAUUGUUAGCUCUA
This is a messenger RNA of Capsaspora owczarzaki ATCC 30864, 2047 nucleotides long. RefSeq lists its product as hypothetical. Gene Ontology annotation, cellular component: SAGA complex. NCBI's taxonomy places the organism in Eukaryota, Filasterea, Ministeriida, Capsasporidae. Gene Ontology annotation, biological process: regulation of transcription by RNA polymerase II. Gene Ontology annotation, molecular function: transcription coactivator activity. The record is from RefSeq and is a predicted model, not a curated record. The transcript is spliced from 5 exons. The coding region runs from base 26 to 1897 and encodes 623 amino acids.